Molecule: messenger RNA, 747 nt
Organism: Letharia lupina
Lineage: Eukaryota; Fungi; Ascomycota; Lecanoromycetes; Lecanorales; Parmeliaceae
Exons: 2
Coding region: 1-747 (248 amino acids)
Source: RefSeq, a predicted model, not a curated record
AUGUAUAACCUUGCGUCCCAAAUACGCAGCCCUAAAUUAAGGACAAUCCGUACUGAUAUUGAUAUCUACAAGAAGGUAGAUGGCGAAAUCAAGUCUGAGUACAUCAAAAUGAGGAAAAGGGCCGAACUGCAGGGUAUUGAACAAAUCGUGCUGCAAUCCCGAAAAUUGUUGACUGAGUCUCGAGAUGAGGAAGCGGACCUGGAGGAUAAGUGCCUCAUACAGCGUCUACAAAAAGCGAAUCACGCUCGUCGCCAGCUGUUUGAGUGUUGGAGGCGGUCCAAACAACAAUCUAUUCAAGCAGCAUCCAAGGCUAUCGAAACCGUACCUAGUUCACAACAUCAUGACGAAAGGCUGACGAGAGUGCCAAAGCACCACAUACCCUCUUCGGUGCAACUCUCUGAGAUUUCACGAUUAUUGUUGUCUUCAGUUCCUGCGCUUCCCAAAGACUAUAUCCUGAGGGGUAACAACAAAUAUACGUACUCGGGAACGAGUCCAGGUCUCACUGUUCAUGGACUCUCCGGUGAAAAGACAAGUCGAAAACUGAACGCUGGGCUAGAUCGCACCUCAAGCAUGACCUUCGACCCUAUGUCUGUACAUACGAUGGUUGUACCGAACCAAAUGUGCUAUACGAUAGCUGGGAAGAGUGGACACGCCAUGAGCAAUGCGCGCAUCAGCAAAGUAUAUGGCGAUGUCCGGAGCACCCUCAGCAUGAAUACGUUGAGCUUGCUGCGUACGAAGAUCACGUGA